This is a messenger RNA of Metarhizium album ARSEF 1941, 810 nucleotides long. RefSeq lists its product as uncharacterized. Bases 1 to 810 code for a protein of 269 amino acids. The record is from RefSeq and is a predicted model, not a curated record. The transcript has a single exon. NCBI's taxonomy places the organism in Eukaryota, Fungi, Ascomycota, Sordariomycetes, Hypocreales, Clavicipitaceae.
AUGAGUUCAGUCGUUCAAAACCUUGAGCAUGUAGCCGUUUCGGACCCGCAGUACGGAACUACUACUACUACAUCAUCAUCGACGAUUGUGCCUCAAGAGGGGACAGCUGAUGCGGCUUCGGCGGCUCCGCUUGAUGUGUUAGCGAAUCCGCCGCCUCCUCCGCCGCCGCCGCCGGGCAGUUUCGCACCAAUGGCGUAUAAUCCUGCUGCACCGGCUGCACCAGAGGCGAUAAGGCAUCGUGAGAAAACACCACCACCGGACGAAGAUCCAUUAAACCCAUUGGCAGUGGCGGUUGCUCACGACUAUCAAAAACAACCAUUCACGCCAGCGUUUCCUCCUCAAUCACUGUUUACUCUUGCGAUGACCAGUCCUGGGCUGCCGCCGAAUAUCACCAACAGCUCCAGCUUGCCUCCUCAAUUUUCUGGGCCUCCGAGGCAGUUGAGUAUACCAACAGCCACAACUAUACCUGCAAAUUCAGCAUCUGCUUUUUCAGGGCUCCCAGGUUCUCCGGGCUUCGUACCACCGCCGCUUUCUCAACCAGCGACGCAAGUUCCAGGGCACAGCUCUGUUGCUCCUCCUGGAGGCUUCUCCAACUAUACAUACAGCCAUCAAAGUAGUGUGCGGCAAGACAGCAAAGAUUAUUCUAUACAUCAACAGUUAUAUCAGCCAACACAGGUCGAAUUUGGCGUGAAUAAUUCACAUCAAUAUCAAACUAAAACAGAACCGCGAGGAAGGUUAGAAGAGAGUGCAGGACGUCUGGAAAGAGGGGUUUCAGGCAUGCUGAAGAAGUUUGAGAAGAAGUUUGGAUAG